Molecule: messenger RNA, 4161 nt
Organism: Nerophis ophidion (straightnose pipefish)
Lineage: Eukaryota; Metazoa; Chordata; Actinopteri; Syngnathiformes; Syngnathidae
Gene: slc33a2
Product: major facilitator superfamily domain containing 3
Exons: 6
Coding region: 223-1488 (421 amino acids)
Biological process (GO): transmembrane transport
Cellular component (GO): membrane
Molecular function (GO): transmembrane transporter activity
Source: RefSeq, a predicted model, not a curated record
GACCUCAAAAGGGAAUAAGCAGUAGAAUAUGGAUGGAUGAAUAACGAGGCGCCUUCUUGUUGUACAUUGCAAAAGGAGAAUUGCAACGUUCCCACCUGGCAACCUCGUUCACCUCCACUGUAAACAUCAGAGCAGGCACGGUGAGCAAGCGCUACGGUCCUCCCCAAUCCAAACCAUGACAACAACGUGACCAAUGGACCACAGCAAGUUCGGCGCUAGAUCAUGAAUGACAAACUAGUCUUCUUGGGCCUGCUGUACUUUGUCCAGGGUAUCCCCUACGGUCUGCAGUCCUCCCUGCUACCUGUCUACCUGCGUGGAGCUGGCCAUUCCCUGACACGUAUUGGCUUCACCAAGAUCCUCUAUUUCCCAUGGGUCCUCAAGGUGCUUUGGGCUCCUUUGGUCGACAGGAUUGGCACAAAGCGCCGCUGGCUGGUGGCGACAGUGUCUGGACUGGCACUGACAUGCCUCUUCAGUUCUGCUCUUGCUCCAGAGAUGCACAUUUGGGGAGUAGCAGGGACCCUGCUUGCCAUGAACACCCUGGCCUCCGUUCAAGACAUUGCAGUGGAUGGUGCAGCCGUGGGGCUGUUGAAAGGUCGCGGGGAGCUGGGAUUGGGUAACACAGCCCAAGUUGUGGGCUACAAAGCUGGAUCGUUGUUUGCCGGAGGCGGGCUGCUGGCUGUGAUUGACGUGGCCGGGUGGAGUUGGAUGUUUUUGCUGCUAACUUUCGUGUAUGCAGGUGUGGCCCUGUUUGUUUGGGGAGCUCCUGUGUUGGAUGAGGAAACUUUGAGGGGCCAGCAGGCGGAUGGUGGCAAAAGAGGAGGACAGGUAGUUGAUGCUAUGAGGCCAUGGAGUGUGUGGAGGAAGAUGCUGGCAGUCCCCGGCACUACUUGGACGGUCCUCUACGUGCUCACAUACAAACUGGGUGAGCAAGGUGCAGUCACUAUGUUUCCCUUGUUUCUUUUGGAUCACCACAUGACCGCCAGGGAGCUUGGCUUCUGGAACGGCGUCAUCGCCAUGGGUUUCUCCAUCUGUGGGUCAUCACUGGGAGGCUUGCUGCUAGCUCAGUUCAGCAUUGGUGCUCUGAUGCGGCGGGUUUUUGUCUUGCGGACUGUCAGUAUGGUCUUCCAAAGCUCUUUACUCACUGUGCUGGAACCGUCGCCACUCAUGAAAGGUAUGGCCAUCUUGAGUAUGAGCGCUCAGCACUUCCUGGGCGGUCUGAUCACCACGCUCACCUUUACGACCAUGAUGCAUUGCACUCAAAGGGCUGAGGAGAGCAUACAGGCAACCCACUACAGUUUUCUGGCCACUCUGGAGGUCUUGGGCAAGUUGACGUUCAGUGCUCUGGCCGGGUGUGUGGUGGACUGGUUUGGUUACCAAGUGGCCUUCCUCAUCUUCCUCACCCUCUCUGCUGGAACGGCCUUGCACGUGUGGACGGCGACCUUCACUGGCGCUCUCAGGGAACACCAACUCAAAGAGCAGCCCAAAUAAGUAUCAAAAUCUGGGCUCUAAGGCGUUUAGCUAAGUCCACACACAGGUAUUUUCAAAAUGUAUAAUGUAGUGUGUCACAUCAGCCAGCAUAGAAACAUGUACAGUAUAUUGUACGGCGUGUUAAAAAAUUUGAAAUGUAAUCAUUAAUUCAUUAGUUGCACAAAAAGAAAUAGAUGCACACAAAGCAGUAACACCAUUACGACAUUUGGAGAUAAAAUGCAACUAUUUAAAGAUUAAAUAUUUAAAUGAGAUAAUUAAAAAAGACUUUAGACUGGCUGUAGUUGUUUGAAAGCUGUGGUCAAAAUUGAAUACAAAUAAGUACUUUUUAAAAAAUACAUGUUUGUGGACAUGGCCAUAACAGGUGCUUUAAAGUCUUAAAAACAUGGCUGCUAGUAUCCAGAUGAACGUGGAUAUGAAAAAGAACCUUCAAAAAUGUUGUGACAUUAAAAUUAGUAUAUUUUUUAAAGAGACAUUUCUCUGUAACCCGUUUUAUUUUCCUAGCAAAUUCACUACAGUGUAAAAAAAAAACAUUGUGUGACAAGAGCGAUGAUUUUGUGUGAUUAGCGGAGGCUUAUGGUCUUACUGUACUCACUGUACUGACAGUUGAGAUCCAGCAAAUUACAGCUCUUUAACUGAGAGAAGUAUUUUAUUUUUCAAUAGUCUAACAUUAAGACCUUUAGCCAAAAGCAAUAUUGCGAGCCUCCCUUGUGAUGCUCGAUGUAUGAAUAUGCAUUUAUCAUUUCUGUGGAUUACGGUUGUAGAAAUUGAGUGUACUACCUCAUAUCGACAGUGUAUGGUAAGACACACAAAAUGUGAAGUAAUAGACGCACAAUGUUAACAAAGCAGCAACUGUCCACCAGAGAGGGUGUGUAGGAUGUCCAGAUGAAAAAAAAAGAGCAUUGCUUGACAGUUACUCAACCUGUAAGUUAGCAGUCUGCACCUUCAGCUGUAGCACAACUCAACUUAUCACACUGCAUGGUGCCAUUUUAGAGACAUCUCAAUCAACUCAGCAAUAAGCCUGUUCUUUGAAGCUUGAAAUACCAUUGUUACCCCUUUUUUGUUACCAAUGUUGGUUUAUCUUUUAAAAAAUAAUAUAUAAGUGCACUGUAAUAUAUAAAAUGUAUUGUAACCCUCCAUGGUACUGUAUACAAAGUAACUUGUCAGGCUUACCUGGGAUGUUUUCCUCGGAGGCUAAAAGUAUUGCAAACAAAUGUAUCAUAGCAAACUUAGUCUUAGCUCUAAAGCCAGGAUUCAUUCUUAAAGUCAACUGCUUUUACAGCACAACAUUAAUGCAUGUCUACAAAGGAGUAUAAAGACAACAUUGAAAAUAAAUCAUAUAUAAUGACAAAAGUAGUAAUGACCUAAUAUUAGGACGGGGAAGUAUGACUUGUAUAUAUUGCUAAUAUGUGGAAAAAAUUCAAUAUAAGAAUUUGCCCGCUUUAAGUAUAAAGUUUCACAAACAAUGAAACAGUCAAUAACACUUGCCUAGUUUUUCUCCAUGUAUUGCAGCUUUUGCCCACAGUCCAAACACAUGCAUGCUAGGUAAAUUGGAGACACUAAAUUGUCCAUUGGUGUAGGGAUGGGUACUGUUCACAUUAGAGUUGAUACUCUACCAAUUAUCGGUACCUUAGACUCGAUGCCUGUACCUAACUGUUCCAAUUGUCUGUACUUUUGUGGCUGUACAUAUUCAAUGUUUUUGUUAAUAAUACAAUUUCAUUUUUUUAACAGUGAGUUGACAAUAACUGUGCUGUCCAGUUGUUAUAUGGUGACCCCUUAGACUUCUGAAUCUCAUUGGCACAUAUUAUAUAGUAGACCUUGCGUGCAGUUGCAAUUUCAAAACAUUACAUGGCAGUAGUGUAUAGCCUACAGUGUGUUGACUAGCUAGAAAGUCAUCUUUGCCAUUAACUUGAUAUUCUUAUGUUCAUACUUGCCAACUGGGAGACUCACGAAAUUCAUCGCCUCUCCCGAAAAUCUCCCGAAAUUCAGCGGAGCUGGAGGACACGCCCCCUCCAGCUCCAUGCGGACCUGAGUGGGGACAGCCUGUUUUCACGUCCGCUUUCCCACUAUAUAAAGAGCUUGCCUGCCCAAUCACGUUACAACAUCUACGUAUUUUAAUAAUAAACUGCACACACAAGGAGACGAAGCAGAAGAACGAGGAAGUUACAGCCAUGGCGACGCCGUCUGUAAUAGAGUGAUUCUAUGUUGUCUGUUGCCGUCUCAAAUAGUGAAAGGUAAGUGUUUUGCUUUUUUUUUGGUAACCAGCAAGCACAGUACAGUUAGUAGAACAACUGUGUUUUUAUCACUGUUCAUUUGAUAGGUGCCGUCUGAAAUUCAACUAUUUUAUUUAUAAAUGUAAUAAUAAAAUAAAUAUAUAUAGCUAGAAUUCACUGAAAGUCAAGUAUAUAUAUACACAUAUAUAUAUAUAUAUAUAUAUAUAUAUGUAUAUAUGAAAUAUAUAUGAAGUAUAUACUCGAGUUGGUGAAUUGUAGACAUAAAUAUAAUCCUCCGCUCUCAACCACGCCCCCGGCCACGCCCCAACCACGCGUCCGCUCCACCCCUGACCACGCCCCCCAACCCUCACCUUCUGAAAUCGGAGGUUUCAAGGUUGGCAAGUAUGCUUGUGUGUUAAUACUGUAAAUAUUGUACUUAAUAAAAUCACAUGUUUGAUUGUAA